Anopheles marshallii is the source of this 2403-nucleotide messenger RNA. RefSeq lists its product as uncharacterized. The transcript has 6 exons. Gene Ontology annotation, molecular function: peptidyl-proline 4-dioxygenase activity; ferrous iron binding; L-ascorbic acid binding. Bases 1 to 2403 code for a protein of 800 amino acids. The record is from RefSeq and is a predicted model, not a curated record. Lineage: Eukaryota; Metazoa; Arthropoda; Insecta; Diptera; Culicidae. Gene Ontology annotation, biological process: cellular response to hypoxia; peptidyl-proline hydroxylation to 4-hydroxy-L-proline. Gene Ontology annotation, cellular component: cytoplasm; nucleus.
AUGCGUAAUACCGUGGAAAAUGGUGAGCAGCAUCAGGCCGGAAGUUUACAGCGUGGUACGCAUACGGAACGGACAACCAGUCAAAUGAGGCUGCGUGCUGCGUACAAGGUCGUUGUCGGUCAAAUUGUGAAAUUGCCACAUUGUGGUCAACUGUUUCGGACGGUGCCGGACAGCCGUGGAGAAAAAGGAAGGCCCGUAUCAACAACCACCGCAGGAAAAACAGCAAUGGAAGACAGCACCAGUGGGCCAAACCGUUUCACAAACUAUUUACACCCGAACCAGCAGCAAACCAUCACUCCGAACAUGAUUGUUCAGCAGCAUCGGCACUUUCAGCACCAGUGCCGGAUAUGUGGUGUGAACGAAGGGCUUCGCCGAUGCAGCCGCUGCCAGAUUGCGUACUACUGUUCGGUUGACCAUCAGCGAAUCGACUGGAAGGUGCACAAGACCGAAUGUCGCUCUAUACAUCAUCUGCCGCAGCCAACGGCAGUUUCUUUGCAACAGCAACAUCAGAAUCUACAACCCCUAAGUGGUGCAGCAGUAGUAUAUUCUGCUGCCGUAAGUGAUGGACCGCAACAGACUUCAAAUCAGCAGUUGGCGAAUGUUUUCAUGCCAUCGCAACCAUCGGACGACGGCAGUUUUUGUGUACGUGCAGAAAUGCUACUGCCGAAUUGCAGUACAACUACCAUCAGCGGUGGAUUGCUGCCACAGCCGUCAAAUGUAAACAUCGCUGCGCACCCUUCACUCACACAGCCAUCCGUUGAUCAGAAUGCGUCUGCUGCUAUCGCAUCCACCUCUACCCACCCGUCACAAACAACCAUCCUUGGACCUACUCUGGACGACGGUGGGGGAUUGUUAACUCAGGGUGUUGCAGAGACGACGUGCGCGCGAACGCAGCAACCGAUGAUAGCGUCCGAUGGUAGUGACAGUGGCGAUGAGUUUCUGAACGAGCUCGCAGUUUCAAAGUUGUUCCCGAUCGAUGCGCUAGCGUCUGCCGAAGAGCUCGCCGAUCUUGACCAGCUAGAUGUGGACCAUAUACUGAAUGAGAACAAUUUUCUCAACAACAUUAACAAUCUUAACGUGUUUGACGGUACCGAACAGCAUCUGCCACCGGAACAAUUGUUCGAGUCGGAUUUUGUGAUCGCGGACGUGCAGAAAACGGACAACAACAAUCGCAACUUUGGCAGUGAGUUUAGCCGGGACGUGGUUGCGUUUCAGAAGAACAAUAAUAACAAUUUUGUAAACGGCCCUGUUGUACUAAGUGACGGUUGUGAAAGUAAUUACGUGCAGGGCGGGCACGAUCUGGGCAAUACACCGCACGGUGGAAAAACGACGAAAAUGCAGGUGGCACAAUCGGGUAGCGUGAUGUUGCUACAGCAACCGCAACAGCAACAGCAGGCACAGCUUGAUCAGCGAAAAACCAAAGCUCAGCAACAGAAACAACAAUUGGCCGCACUGCUCCGGCAGGCCAAUAGUGCCGUUGAUGGACCCAUUCUGCCCAAAGUGGAUACAAGUGAUGCUACCCUGCUGCUGGGUGGUGCAAAGCAGGACACUCGUAAGGGAAGGACAUUACAAGUUUCGAAUCAUGGUGGUGUUACGAAUGGAAAACCCGCUUCCGGUUCGAGUGUUAUUGUUAGUGGUGGACCGCUGGGUGUUAUGAGUUCAGUUGGCGGUGAAGCUACCCAGGGUGCGUUCGAUUUGGAUAGUGAAAGUUUAGACGAAGCCUGUCGCAGUUUGAUACGAGAUAUGAAUGAGUACGGGGUGUGUGUGCUGGACAAUUUUCUUGGCCAGGAACGCGGUCUGCAAGUCCUGGACGAGGUGACGGGAAUGUAUUCAUCCGGAGUGUUUCGGGAUGGGCAGCUAGUGUCGAACCGCGGUGGAAACAAUUUACGCCAUAUACGAGGAGAUAAAAUCACCUGGAUCGGUGGAAAGGAACCAGGCUGCAGCAGCAUAGGAUAUCUUAUCAAUCGCGUUGACGCCGUCAUUACCAAUUGCAAACGGAUGAAGAACAAUGGCAAACUUGGGCGAUAUAAUAUCAAAGAACGAACGAAGGCUAUGGUCGCAUGCUAUCCUGGCUCCGGAUCCCAUUACGUGAAGCACGUGGACAAUCCCAACCGUGACGGACGCUGCAUUACCGCCAUCUACUAUCUUAAUCUCGAUUGGGACGUUCGGGAAAGCGGUGGUUUGCUCAGAAUAUUCCCGGAAGGAUGCAACGAUCGGGUCGCCGACAUUGAGCCGCUCUUUGAUCGUAUUCUGUUCUUCUGGUCCGACCGGCGAAACCCGCACGAAGUUCAACCAGCCCAUCGCACCCGGUAUGCCAUUACGCUCUGGUACCUGGAUGCGGAGGAACGUGAAUCGGCACGGUUACGCUACCAGCGAGACUGUGAGAGCCGGUUUAAGGCUUAA